Cryptomeria japonica (Japanese cedar) is the source of this 2157-nucleotide messenger RNA. RefSeq names its product G-type lectin S-receptor-like serine/threonine-protein kinase At2g19130. Lineage: Eukaryota; Viridiplantae; Streptophyta; Pinopsida; Cupressales; Cupressaceae. Bases 1 to 2157 code for a protein of 718 amino acids. The record is from RefSeq and is a predicted model, not a curated record. The transcript has 3 exons. Gene Ontology annotation, molecular function: ATP binding; protein serine/threonine kinase activity. Gene Ontology annotation, biological process: recognition of pollen; protein phosphorylation.
AUGGAAAAGAGGGAAAAAUCAUGGAAAACUCUUUUCUUUGCACUUACAGUGUUUUCUCAACUGAAGAGCUAUGGUGCUGCAAUCGACGCUGGAGAUACUCUUUCGUUGGGUGCCUCGCUUACUGGAACUCAGACAAUAAUUUCACAGAAUGGCACAUUUGAGUUGGGAUUCUUCAGCCCAAAUGGAAGCAACUGGUAUAUCGGAAUCUGGGAGACUCCCGCCAGAAACAGGUCUGGCGUUUUGAAGCUGUCACGAGAAGGUAAUCUGGUAUUGUUUGAUGCAGAGGGCGCGUCUAUCCGGUCAGUCAACACAACAAAAAAGGCCUCCCGGGCUGUGAUAAUAGAUUCUGGUAAUUUUUUAAUGCUGAAAGAUGACAAUAAAUAUGAAACUGUUUGGCAGAGUUUCGACAAUCCUGUAAAUACAUGGUUGCCAGGGAUGAGGUUUGGUGGACAGCAAAAGCUAGUCUCUUGGAAAAACCCAAUGGAUCCCACUCCUGGCCUUUUCUCCUUCCGCACGGAUCCGUCUGGGGCCAAGCAAUUCGUGUUGACAUGGAACAAAUCUAUACAGUACUGGGAAACCGGAACUUGGGACGGCAAAAUUUUCAGUAAACUUCUAGAAAUGGCAAACUUGGACAAGGGCGUCCAUGUAAGGGCUGAAAGUAGAAACUCUGGUUUUUAUACCAGUAUUACAUUGUUGCCUGAAAUCAAUGUUCUCCCACGUUUCGUCCUAACCAAUUUAGGAGGACUGCAAAUAAAUGCUAUUAUUAGGGGCAGUAAAUGGAACACAUUCUGGUCUCAGCCCGCAGAUGCAUGCGCCGUAUAUGGUCUCUGUGGUGCUUAUGGAACCUGCAACUCCAACAAUCUUCACUUUUGCAGCUGCGUGGAAGGCUUCGCGCCCACAGACAAUGGUGCCUGGGAUUCCCAAGACUGGGGAUCCAGUGGCUGUGUUCGACAGAGCCCAUUAAACUGCGAUGCCAAAAAUGGCAGCACUGACAGAUUCGUCGACCUUAAUGUGACGUUGCCUAAUGAUUACACUUCCUCAUAUCCGCCUUCAGGGCCUUGCCAACUCCGGUCAGGAGAUGUGCUAAACAUACGCAACUCUCCUCCGUCGAAAAGCAGUUCAAAUGUUUCCAUCCGAGUAGGUGCUUCUGAACUUCCAACGAAACGCAAAAGCACAACUAUUGUCGGCACAGUGCUUGGUAUUGUUAGUGCUCUCGCCGUUGCUUUGGGUAUCUUUUCAGUUUUCAUCUGGCGAAGGCGUCAGACGGAUAGGUACGCAGAUUCCUCGGACUCUUUCCUCAGAAUGUUUAGUUACAAGGAAUUGAAGAUUGCAACCAGGAAUUUCAAGUCUCAGUUGGGGAGAGGAGGAUUCGGUUCAGUGUUCAAAGGAUCUCUACCAGACGGUACAAUUGUGGCCGUAAAAAGAAUGGAGUGUUCACGACAAGAUGAGAAGCAAUUCCGAGCGGAAAUUAGUUCUCUUGGGAACAUACAUUAUAUGAAUUUGGUAAGGCUUCGGGGAUUUUGUGUACAAGGAUCGAGACGGCUGUUGGUUCAUGAUUACAUGCCCAACUGGAAGACUCGAUUGGAGAUCGCGUUAGGCACUGCAAGAGGGUUACAUUAUCUCCACGAAGAAUGCAGAGAUUGCAUCAUUCACGGCGAUGUCAAGCCCGAAAACAUUCUGCUGGACAGUAAUUUGUCACCCAAGUUAGCGGAUUUCGGGCUGGCAAGGCUUGUGGGUAGAGAUUUUAGCCGUGUGCUGACCACCACAAGAGGAACGAGAGGGUAUUUGGCUCCAGAGUGGAUCUUUGGUCUUCCCAUCUCUACCAAGGUUGAUGUCUACAGUUUUGGUAUGACGUUUUUGGAAAUUAUUUCGGGGGGAAGAAAUAUAGACUUAAACAUGCAAGAUUCAAGUUUGAUUUACUUUCCCGCAUGGGCUGUAACUCAAAUUCAGCAGGGGAAGACAAUUAAUGUUGUGGAGAAGGAUGUUGUAGAGGCGGCAGACAUGGAAGAGGUGAGAAGAGCAUGUGUUAUAGUGUUGUUAUGCAUUCAAGAGGACGACGAAGUAAGGCCAAGCAUGAGGCAAGUGGUGCAGAUGCUAGAAGGAAAGAUGGAACCUCAACCUCCGCAGAUUCCAAGCUAUAGUGGUUUGCUAGUGUAG